AUGGCAGCAGUCUUUGAUCCACAGUUUAAGCUUUCAAUUGUUGAAUGUUGUUUAGGAAAGCUUGACAUGAGUACACGUGAUGCAAAUGUGAAGAACUUGCGUGACAAGCUUAGUAUUCUGUUUGAGACAUACGAUAAAAAUCCAAGAAUAACUCACCUUCCACUGAGCCACGUGAGACUGUUCCGCAAAAAGCUUGUGCGGCAGGAUCAAUGGGACUGUUUGGGAACUACAAUUGGAAUUGUUAGUGGAAAGACACCUCUAGGAGCUUAUCUUGAAGAACCACCUUUGGACAUUACUAAUUUCCAGAGUUUGGACAUCCUCGAUUGGUGGAAAGAUAAUGUGCAUCGGUAUGGUGACGUGGCUGCAAUGGCAUGUGAUCUACUAAGUAUUCCAAUCACAACAGUGGCUUCGGAGUCCUCCUUCAAUGAAGAAAUCGAUGGUGGUGGUGAUGGUGAAGAAGAGAAAUUACCAACAUUUGAGUCCAUUGUUGAUGGGGAAGAUGAAGAUGAGUAG
Messenger RNA from Brassica oleracea var. oleracea, 513 nucleotides. Its product is annotated as zinc finger BED domain-containing protein DAYSLEEPER-like. The coding region runs from base 1 to 513 and encodes 170 amino acids. Gene Ontology annotation, molecular function: protein dimerization activity. The transcript is spliced from 3 exons. The record is from RefSeq and is a predicted model, not a curated record. Lineage: Eukaryota; Viridiplantae; Streptophyta; Magnoliopsida; Brassicales; Brassicaceae.